AACUUUUCGGUACUGGCUCUGAGGAAGGAUCCCUUCACCAUACAAAACUUCUCCUGCGACUUUCAAAUGAAGCCCGUCGGCCAGUUCCACCAGGGCGACACUCUGGCGUACCGUCCGUCGGAGGCGAUAGACUGGCCGGGGAAGAACAAGCCGGAGGCCGAGCCCGGGUGCGGCUUCCGGAACGAGCACUGCCCGAAGAACGACUCGCACGUCAGGAGCAUCGUCACCGCGGGCGUACUGGCCGUCAUACUGUUCUGCGCGAGCGUCGUCACCAUGAGCAUAUACCGCAGGUGGAAGAUCGAGCAGGAGAUCGAGGGCCUGCUCUGGAAGAUCAGUCCCAACGAUAUACACGGGUAUCCCCUGCUGGACAACAUGAUGUCCUCCCCUAGUAAGUUAAGUUUAGUUAGUGCAAUAUCGUUCGAGUCGAGGUGCGGGGCGCAGAUGUUCGCGCACACCGGACAGUACCACGGUGUCGUCGUGCGCAUCAAAGAACUCAAGUUCUCGCGGAAAAAGGACAUCUCGCGGGACGUGAUGAAGGAGAUGCGGAUGCUGCGCGACGUGCGCCACACCAACAUCAACUCGUUCAUCGGGGCCGUCGUCGAGCCCAUGAGGGUGCUCCUCGUUACCGAUUACUGUGCCAAAGGAAGUCUCUACGACAUCAUCGAAAACGAAGACAUAAAGCUGGACGACAUGUUCAUCUCAUCCUUACUCAAUGAUCUCAUCAAGGUUUCGCAGGGCAUGCUGUACAUUCACGAGUCGACCCAGCUCCAGUACCACGGCAAUCUCAAGUCGUCGAAUUGCGUGGUAACGUCGCGCUGGGUGCUUCAGGUCUCCGACUUUGGGCUCCUCGACAUGCGCCAGAGCGCCGAAUCCGACAGCAUCGGCGAACACGAGUAUUACCGAAAUUUGUUUUGGAAGGCGCCGGAACUGCUGAGGGAACCGAGCAAUUUGGUGAAGGGACACCAGCUGGCCGACAUAUACGCGUUUGGUAUCAUACUGUUUGAAAUGCUGGGCAGAAAGGGGCCCUACGGUGGCUACCAUUUGGAGCCCAAAGAAAUCAUAGAGCGAGUGAAAAGGCUGCCGGAGGAGAACGAGGCGCCGUUCAGGCCAAAGAUCGACCUGCUCUGCGAUUCGGAGAUGGAGUGCGCGGACUACCUCGUCAACAUAAUAACCGACUGCUGGGCCGAGGCGCCGGAGCUCAGGCCAGAUUUCAAGAACAUAAGGGAGCGCAUGAAGAAGAUCAACGGGUUCAAGAGCCGCAACAUCAUGGACCAGAUGAUGGACAUGAUGGAGAAGUACGCCAACAAUCUCGAGGACGUAGUUGGCGAGCGGACGCGCUUACUUUACGAGGAGAAGCUCAAGACCGAGGACCUCUUGCACCGGAUGUUACCCAAACCCGUUGCCAACUGCCUGACGAACGGGACUGGCGUGGAGCCCGAAGCCUUCGACCUGGUUACCAUAUACUUCAGCGACAUCGUUGGUUUUACAGCAAUGUCGGCCGAGAGCACGCCGUUUCAGGUGGUCAAUUUCCUCAACGACCUCUACACUCUGUUCGAUCGGAUCAUCAAGGGUUACGAGGUCUACAAAGUAGAAACCAUAGGGGACGCUUACAUGGUGGUUUCCGGGCUGCCGAUCAAAAACGGCAACAGGCACGCCGGGGAAAUCGCGUCCAUGUCCCUGGAGCUGUUGAACGCCGUCAAGCACCACACGAUAGCUCACCGGCCCAACGAAACGCUCAAACUGAGGAUCGGAAUCCACACGGGACCCGUCGUAGCCGGCGUGGUUGGUCUGACGAUGCCCAGGUAUUGUCUGUUCGGCGACACCGUCAACACGGCAUCGCGAAUGGAGUCCAACGGCGAGCCGCUAAAGAUACACAUAAGCGCCCAGUGCAAGGACGCGCUCGACAAAAUCGGCGGCUACAUCGUCGAGGAACGAGGUCUGGUCAAGAUGAAGGGCAAGGGCGAGGUCAACACCUACUGGCUGACCGGCGCGACGGAGAAGGCCAUACAAAAGAGAGAGGUGAACAUAAACGACCUGCCACCUCUGUUCUGCCGGCCGCGCAGGAGUCCCAAGCUGAAUCCGGACUCGCGGCAAGCCUCCCUGUUGGCCGGCCUGGGAGCCGGCAGCCGGCGUCAGUCAAGCGUGCCGAGGCCGGCCGAUGCCGGCGAUUCGGCCUCGCAAUGCGGCAACUCGAGUCCACUGCAGAUGCGCACUUCCUUGCUCGCGCGCCGGCUCGAACGGACGCCCCUCUACCUGACCGAGGCUGCCUCCAAGACGACGCUCGACAACGCGAUCGUGCGCGAGGACGCCGACUGCAGGGCCGCCAACAUCAAGCUCGCACUCGACGAUCUGUUCCUCAAAUUGGACAAGAACGGCCUGAACCAAUCCAGCAGUCCGAGGUUCCGGAAGAACGCAAAGAUGAUGUCGGCGCUGGGCGCGACCUCUUCAUCAGCGGGUGACGAUCUGGGCAACCACCACAACAAUCUGCAUCAGCUGCUGAUGCGCGAGUCUCACUCUCUCGAUCCGUUCCCCGCGGAGGCGAUGAUUGGCUCCAACAACAACAACAACAACAAAAACAACAAUAACAACAACACAGGUGGCAGCAGCAGCAGCUUCGAUGCCGCUCAGCUGAUGACGAGCUCGGUGAUAAGUUAUCAGCCGCGCCGAGCGAGCUUCCGUUCGCUGGAGGACUGCGAGAAGUGCACGACGUCGACCCGCCGCAAUUCCAAGGUUGAGGAGAUGAUAGACCUGACGAGCCCGAGCCCGCGCGCGUCGCACAAGCUGUUGAACAACAACCACCCGAACGGCAACCUGAUACUCCCCCUGGCGGUGGCGGAGGACCGCAACAACUCGACGGCGCACGAGCACGAGGACUUCUCGGAGACGCCGCUCCUGGCGGGCGACAACUGCCUCGUGCCGGUCAAGAGGUGGAGAUCGCUCGACCAGGUCGUGGUCACCGGCAGCAACAACGGCAGCGGCCAUUUCGGUGGGGGCGCUGUCGUCGGGGUGGGCGGCGUCGGCUGCGUGAACGUGGCCGGCCUCGCGGACAAGAAGAGCUCGGCGCGGAACUCGAUACGCAGCUGGCUGGCGAAUCUGUUCAACGGCAACGGGCUGCGCAGCAGUAACGUCUCGCUGAGGCGCGCAGUCAUCCCCGGGUACGACGUGCAGUCCGAGCGCGAGAGCAUAGUCUAAUGUAUAUAAUAUUGCGGACGUGCGGUGCUCUGGGGA
Messenger RNA from Copidosoma floridanum, 3228 nucleotides. Its product is annotated as receptor-type guanylate cyclase Gyc76C. Gene Ontology annotation, molecular function: adenylate cyclase activity; protein kinase activity; ATP binding. NCBI's taxonomy places the organism in Eukaryota, Metazoa, Arthropoda, Insecta, Hymenoptera, Encyrtidae. Gene Ontology annotation, biological process: cGMP biosynthetic process; intracellular signal transduction; receptor guanylyl cyclase signaling pathway. The record is from RefSeq and is a predicted model, not a curated record. Gene Ontology annotation, cellular component: plasma membrane.